This is a messenger RNA of Candoia aspera, 3490 nucleotides long. RefSeq names its product polypeptide N-acetylgalactosaminyltransferase 10 (gene GALNT10). Bases 137 to 2032 code for a protein of 631 amino acids. Gene Ontology annotation, molecular function: polypeptide N-acetylgalactosaminyltransferase activity. Lineage: Eukaryota; Metazoa; Chordata; Lepidosauria; Squamata; Candoiidae. The record is from RefSeq and is a predicted model, not a curated record. The transcript has 13 exons. Gene Ontology annotation, cellular component: Golgi apparatus. Gene Ontology annotation, biological process: protein O-linked glycosylation.
GCGGAAGUGCCUGACAAACGGAGGGACGGGCUGAGCUGGCGCUGGCUUGCCUCGCGCGGGGCUCGAGCGGCGCUGUCAUCGCUUGAGCGCGGGAGGAAAGUUGGGCUCGCGCUCCCCUUCGCAGGCGGCGUCUCGGAUGCGGCGGAAGCAGAAGCGGCUGCUGCAGGCGGUGGGGCUGGCGCUGGCCGCCCUCGUCUUCCUCCCCAACGUGGGGCUCUGGGCGCUGUACCGGGAGCGGCAGCUGGAUGCCGCCGGCGGUGACGGCCGAGGAGGAGCGGGAGGCGGCGCUGCGGGGGGAGCCCGCGGGGGGGCGCCGCCGGGAGCAGCAGCCGCAGUCCAAGAGGAGGCGCAGGGCUUCCAUGCAAGGCAAAGGGAUGAAGCUUACCUUGGUAACAGACGAAGAAAAAAAGACUGGCAUGACAGGGAGGCUAUAAAGAAUGAUUUGCUGCAAACAGGAAAUGGAGAACAAGGAAAACCAUAUCCUAUGACUGAUGCUGAGCAAGUCGACCAGGCAUACAGGGAAAAUGGUUUUAAUAUUUUUGUGAGUGAUAAAAUUUCUUUAAACCGUUCUCUACCAGAUAUACGACACCCAAAUUGCAAUAGCAAGCUAUAUCUGGAACAACUCCCCAACACCAGUAUAAUAAUCCCAUUCCACAAUGAAGGAUGGUCCUCACUUCUCCGAACAGUGCACAGUGUUCUCAGUCGUUCUCCUCCUGAACUGAUAGCUGAGAUUGUGCUGGUGGAUGAUUUCAGUGAUAGAGAGCACCUCAAAAAGCGCUUGGAGGAUUAUAUGGCCCAGUUUCCAAAAGUUAGGAUUCUCCGAACUAAGAAGAGAGAAGGACUAAUAAGAACUCGAAUGCUCGGGGCUUCUGCAGCAAUAGGAGAUGUUAUUACCUUCUUAGAUUCCCACUGUGAGGCAAAUGUGAACUGGUUGCCACCCCUUCUAGACCGCAUUGCUCGAAAUCGCAAAACUAUUGUUUGUCCAAUGAUUGAUGUCAUCGAUCAUGACCAUUUUGGCUAUGAAACGCAAGCUGGAGAUGCAAUGCGAGGAGCAUUUGACUGGGAGAUGUAUUAUAAGCGGAUCCCAAUUCCUCCUGAAUUACAGAAACCUGAUCCCAGUGACCCUUUUGAGUCUCCAGUUAUGGCUGGAGGACUGUUUGCAGUUGAUAGAAAAUGGUUCUGGGAACUUGGAGGAUAUGAUGCAGGACUGGAAAUAUGGGGAGGAGAACAAUAUGAAAUAUCAUUUAAGGUAUGGAUGUGUGGGGGUCGCAUGGAAGAUAUCCCUUGUUCUCGAGUUGGCCACAUUUAUAGGAAAUAUGUCCCUUAUAAGGUUCCAACAGGAGUCAGCUUAGCUAGGAACUUGAAACGGGUAGCUGAAGUAUGGAUGGAUGAAUACGCAGAAUACAUUUAUCAAAGGAGACCCGAAUAUCGACAUCUGUCUGCAGGGGAUGUGACUGCUCAGAAGGAACUUCGUAUCAAGCUCAGCUGCAAAAGUUUCAAAUGGUUCAUGAAUGAAGUUGCUUGGGACUUGGGAAAGUUCUACCCACCGGUGGAGCCUCCAGCAGCUGCCUGGGGAGAGAUCCGUAAUGCAGGGACCGGUCUUUGUGCAGAUAUCAAGCAUGGGGCCCUGGGUUCACCACUAAGAGUUGAAACCUGUGUGAAAGGUAGAGGAGAAGCUGCAUGGAGCAAUGUGCAGCAUAUGUUUGUUUACCAGGUGUUCACAUUCAGCUGGCGAGAGGACAUCCGUCCAGGAGACCCCCAGCAUACAAAGAAAUAUUGUUUUGAUGCUGUUUCCCACAAUAGCCCAGUGACUCUCUAUGACUGUCAUGGAAUGAAAGGAAAUCAGCUGUGGAAAUAUCGGAAAGACAAGACACUUUUUCACCCAGUAAGUGGCAGCUGCAUGGACUGUAAUGAAAGUGAUCGAAAAAUCUUCAUGAACAUGUGCAAUCCCUCAUCUCCAACACAACAAUGGAUAUUUGAACAUACAAAUUCAACAGUCUUGGAAACCUUUAAUAAGAAUCUUGAUCUUUAAAGACAUUAUUUAUAUAUCUUCAAUACAAAGAUAUCCACAUCUGAAAAACACAAAUGGUUUAUAGAACUAUUCACAGAGUGCUGACAGUGAUAUAAAAAUUGCUGGUUUGACAAUUUUAACUAGCAUAAACAGAGUAAUUACUCCUUUAAUAUUUAACAAAAUCAAAAAUUGCUGGCUGAAGAGCUGCAUACAGUUUCUGUGUAUUGGAUUACUUUUAGUGCAGCCUGAUACUAUGCCUACUUUACUCAAACCUGAGUCCCAUUUAUUACUACUGCACAUAAAAUUAUGCCACUAAUUGUUCAGAAAUCUAGGCAUCCUAUUUCUAAAUGUCCUUAAUAUGUUCUAAGUUUGUAGACUUUUUCCAGAAAUUGUACUAUCUUGGUGAACUAUCACAGCGAAUUAGAUUUUAGGUCAAAUAUUGCUAACAUCAUUUUUUAAACACUCUGAAUUUAUAUAACUGAUCUACAAAGCAGGCGUGAUCUUAACAGAACCAGGCAGGUCUUCCCCAAUCACACAUCAAGAAAGGGAUCUAUUUUAUCUUCCUAUAGUGACUUCUUACAGGUACUUUUCUCCCAGCCAGGUGUAGUCUCAGCUGGGCUCUGGCACAGGCAGUGGAGCCUCCAAGGAGGUUUAUUACAGGCAGGAUAAAGGAUAAGCUGAUUUUGUUUUGUUUUUUGAACAGAAUGCCCUUUUUGCUCCUAAAUUAAAACAUACAGUACAUAAAUGUUUUAACUGAAGGGUCUCUACAGUUGUAGUCACAUUAUGUUUGCUUUUGGAUGGUUAAAAACAAGUUUUAACACUAUUUAUUGUCAACUUAAAUAUCAUUUUUAGAGCAAGAAAAUGUUGUUGUUUUUUAUUUUAGUUUUUUUUAAAAGGUCUACUUAAGGGCUUUUUGAACUACAUUCUGUUCUAAGCUCUCCAAUAGAUUUGUGAUCAGCUAGAGAUAUCUUCAUAUUCUAGUAGGUAAAAGAGUGCUUUAAUUUGAACCAGUUUAGAAGCAUACAAGCAUAUCACGUUGUGGUAGGUAGAAUUUUUUAAUCACAGAUAAAAUUAUAUGCACUAAGUUCAUGACAUUGCAUUAUAGGUAACCAAAGUAAAUAUAAUUAGCUCUUCCAACAAUACUAUUAAGCAGCUAAAGAUUUAAGGGGAGAGAAGCAGGAAAAAUGCAGCUGAUAUAUAGGAAGUCUUCAGGGAUUCUUAAACUGUUUCCCUCUUUGUAAUGCAUGUUUAACACUUCCUUUGAAAUUGGAUUUUCCCACAAACCCUGUAUUUAUUUUGUGCAUCUUGGGACAAUGUCCUAUUGUGUUGGGAGAGAUCAAGAAUGUCUAGCACUUUAAUGUAGUAUCGCUGAUUAACUGGAAAUCAUUUGGAUGUCAAGUGUAGUGUUUUUAAGAAUUGAAUGGACUUUCUUUUAUAAUAUAUUUAAAAUAAAUUUUUAUUGUGUCCUUUUUCUGAAAA